AAAAAAACUUUUGUCAAUACUGAAGAGUCGGUUAUGUAGGUAAUUAAUUAAUGUUAUAGUCUCGCUACGAUCUAUUUUUUUAAAGUAUGUUUUCCGUUAAAUGUCCAAAAUUAUAUUUAUUUAGUCUUAAAACCAAAUAAUCCCACAUCAAAUGAAUACGACAAUAUUUAUACAAUUUCAAUGACUCAGUGGACAACAGAAGGUAUGGUGAAUUGUACACAUUGGAAUGAAAAUAAUGAUGUUAAACUCAGAAACCAUCCGUUCACAAGAAUGGGUGCCUUUUGUUACUCAACAACAAAGACUCAGAAAUUUAAUUCAAAUUAAUGGUUACAAUCUUUGUGAUGAUCCUGAAUAUACAGCUAAUAAAUCUUCAUUUUAUUACACACUACAUUUAACAACAAUGUGUGCUCCUUUGUAUACUAGCGAAAAAGUGUGCGGUCAUAAUCCGAAAUGGACAAAACUAGAUAUUUGUAGUUCAAUUGGAUCUGCUAAAGCUGUUGUUAUACGAUUGUGGAGAACUACUGAUGACCAAACCAAAGUUUUGUUUGUUUGGGGAAUUGAACUUAGUGGUCUUUUGUAUAUAACCCCAAUGUCAUUAGAUCCAAAAAUGUUUCAUUCUAAUUCUUUAGUAUUUUGUAUGACUGGAGGAAAUUAUACUGCUCCACAUUGCAUUGCUGAAGAUCAGCCUACUUUAGCUCGAAUCACUCAUCUUACUUUACCUUCAAAAGAUGUAAGAAUAAGUGGUACACUUUUACAACUGACAAGGAUGCAUAAUAUUCAACGAAUUACUAGUAAACAAAGAGAAGCAGCUACUUUAUUAAAAGAAAAAGUAGUUCAAGGUGAAAUAGGUUUGAAUGAAAAUCGAACAGGAAGACAUCAAAGUGCUACUAUACGUAGAUUGAUGAAUAAAGAAAUUACUCAGAAACCAUCUCGUCAAAGUAUUUUAUGUAGGCGAAAAGAAAUUGAAUUGGUAAAAUUUAGAGUAUUGUUGCUAUGUCAAGAAAAAUCUCGUAAGAUUGUCCUUCUUCGUAAUAAAACUCAAACUAGUAAAACAUUUUAUGAUGCAAAUUUUAUAAAAAAUAGCAAGCUGAUUGAAAUGAACGAAACACUUUGCAUUAAUAUCCAUCAGCUAAAACAAUUGAGCAAUACAUCUAACUCAAUUGAUACACUGUCAGCACUAAAUAGUCAACUCAUUUAUCGAAAAAAACAACUUGUUUCAGAACUUAACUUUAUAUAUCCUAUAACUGAGGUCAACGAAAAUAUUUCAAUAUGUGAUGUUCAUCUUCCAAACUCAGAAAACUUUGAUGGCUGCAAUGAUAUUCAAUUGAGUAUUGGUCUGGGUUAUGUUGCCCAUUUAAUUCUUAUGAUUUCCUACUUUUUAAAUAUUCCUUUAAGAUAUCCAAUUAACCACGUAGGAUCACGUAGUAAAAUUAUCGAUCAUAUUUCAUUAGAUAUACAAGAUAGAGAACGAUUGUUUCCUUUGUUUGGUCGAACUAAAGCUCGAUUAGAAUUUAACUAUGCCGUUUAUUUGCUAAAUAAAAAUAUUGCCCAACUUCGUUGGUACAAUGGUUAUAGCACUAAUGACUUGCGUACAACUUUGUACAAUUGUUUAGUUAUGUUGCAACCACAAUCAAGUUUAUUAAAACUACAAACCUCAAAAUUUACAUCUUCAAAUUCUUCAUUAGAAUCUUCUUUAAACAUACCACCAAGAUCUUCCCGAGAUGUUUAUAAAGAAGAUACUAGUAGUUCAGAUGAUUCAAAGAUAAAAGGAAUACCUCACUCUUCAUCAGAUCCGUCACUAGCUGAGGAUAAAACUCAAGCAUAUAAUGAUUUUAACUCAUCAUAACAUGUAUUGAAUAUCACUCAAUUUAUAUUGGCCAAUGUUACCGACUGUUAUAUUAAUUAAACAUUUUAAGACUGGUCUGUUUGAUUACUAAGUAAUUUUUAAUUCAUUAUUCUUAUUACCGUUUAUUAUAAUAAUUAUAAAUAUUUCAUUAUUAUUUAUUUAUAACCAAUUUGAAUGCUAUUACUAUUAUUUAUGAGUAUUCAACGUUUAUUAGUUUUUUAUAAUAUACUUACACAAAUAUUUAACAAUGUAAAAAUAUAUUUUAUAUCAUUAUUUAAGAUGUAUGUUAUUACUUAUUUGCUAUUUGUAAUAUAAGGUAGCUUACAAAAUUUUUAUCAACUAUUUGUAAAAAAGUUUUGAAAAUGUUAAAAUAAUAUAACAGUAAGAUAUAAAUUA
This is a messenger RNA of Rhopalosiphum padi (bird cherry-oat aphid), 2242 nucleotides long. It is a transcript of the gene Uvrag, whose product is annotated as UV radiation resistance-associated protein. The coding region runs from base 227 to 1846 and encodes 539 amino acids. NCBI's taxonomy places the organism in Eukaryota, Metazoa, Arthropoda, Insecta, Hemiptera, Aphididae. Gene Ontology annotation, molecular function: SNARE binding. Gene Ontology annotation, biological process: SNARE complex assembly. Gene Ontology annotation, cellular component: lytic vacuole; endosome. The transcript has 9 exons. The record is from RefSeq and is a predicted model, not a curated record.